Hemibagrus wyckioides is the source of this 2558-nucleotide messenger RNA. It is a transcript of the gene mylipa, whose product is annotated as myosin regulatory light chain interacting protein a. Gene Ontology annotation, cellular component: cytoskeleton. NCBI's taxonomy places the organism in Eukaryota, Metazoa, Chordata, Actinopteri, Siluriformes, Bagridae. The record is from RefSeq and is a predicted model, not a curated record. Gene Ontology annotation, biological process: ubiquitin-dependent protein catabolic process. Gene Ontology annotation, molecular function: ubiquitin-protein transferase activity. The coding region runs from base 184 to 1605 and encodes 473 amino acids. The transcript has 7 exons.
CUCGGAACACAGCAACACGCUAAAGAGAGCGCGUUAUAGAGACAGCUCAGGGAAGUGACUGGAGGGUUCAAUGUAGGUUUUUAGACUGAGGAAGGCUUGUUUUAUUUUCAUUUUAUUUUAAAAAACCAUCCACCGGGGGGAAUAAAAACCAAAACCAAAGAUAAGUACAUAGAAAUUCCCAAAAUGCUUUGCCAUGUAACGCGGCCGGACUCGGUGGUGAUGGAGGUGGAAGUUGAUGCGAAGGCGAAUGGAGAGGAUUGUCUAAAUAAGGUAUGUCGGAAGUUAGGAAUCAUCGAGGUGGACUAUUUUGGCCUGCAGUUUUCAGGCAGUAAAGGAGAGAACCUGUGGCUGAACCUGAGGAACCGAAUCUCUCAGCAGAUGGACAGUGUGACUCCCUGCAGGCUCCGACUGAGGGUCAAGUUCUUCGUCGAGCCACAUUUAAUACUACAAGAGCAGACCAGACACCUAUUUUUCAUGCACGUUAAAGAGGAUCUGCACCGCGGUCACCUGCGCAUGUGCUCGGAGCAGGCCGAGGAGCUCAGCGCCCUCCUGGCCCAGGCCGAGUUUGGCGACUACAACCAGAACACGGCCAAGUACUGGUACACCGAGCUGUGUGGAAAAGACCCUGACCAGGAGACAGUUAACAGUAUCAUAGACAAGCACAAGGCUCUGGAGGGGCUGAGUCAGGGCUCGGUGGAGUAUCAGGCCCUGCAGCUGGUGGCGUCUCUGGAGCACUACGGCGUGGAGUGGCACUGGGCGCGAGACGCAGAGGGUCAGAGGCUGGCGAUCGGUGUGGGACCUGACGGCAUCGCUAUCUGCAGGGACGACUUCAGCCUGGUCAACAGGAUUUCUUAUCCUUUAAUCCAAAUCGCCACCCAGUCUGGGAAAAGUGUGUACCUGACUGUGACCAAGGAAAGCAGCGACAGCGUGGUCCUGUUCUUCAAGCUGGUCAGUAACCGAGCGGCCAGCGGGCUGUACCGGGCCAUCACCGAGACACACGCUUUCUACAGAUGCGACACUGUAACGAACGCAGUCAUGAUGCAGUACAGCCGUGACUUCAAGGGCCACCUGGCUUCACUUUUCCUCAACGAGAACAUCAACCUGGGUAAGAAGUACGUCUUUGACAUCCGCCGGACGUCCAAAGAGGUGUAUGACUACGCCAGACGAGCGCUGUACAACGCCGGCAUCGUGGACCUCAUGUCCCGGUCGGGCACGCGAUCUCCGUCCUCCCGCUCGCCAUGGCACGGACAGGAGGGUGUGCCGGAGUGUGGAGGCUGUCAGCAGAACCGGCUGCUGCAGGAGAAGCUACAGAAGCUGCGUGAGGCAUUCCUGUGCAUGCUGUGCUGCGAGGAGGAGAUCGACGCUGCCUUCUGCCCAUGUGGACAUACGGUGUGCUGUCAGAACUGCGCUACACAACUCCAGUCGUGUCCAGUGUGUCGCUCUGAGGUGGAACACAUCCAGCACGUCUACCUGCCCACCUGCUCCAGUCUGUUAAACCUGACCUUGGGCAGCAGCAGCAGUCCUGCACCUAUCCGUCGCUCCAUGACCACACACUCCUGCAGCAACACUCAUUACUGCAGCGACGACAAACUCUGCCAGACCUGAACCUGGAAUCUCCAUCCCUAGGUUUUAAUUUAUGACUCUCACCUCACCACCUCCAGCUCCUCCCACUAAAGCACUGACAGUUUUCUACCUUCAUCUUUAAUCGAAGUGAAUCAGUUGAUCUGAUAAACAUCUCGUAUCUUUUUUUAUUUUUUAUUAUUCUAAUUAUAGCCUUGAGUUUUUUAUUUUAGAAACCUCCCCCCCCCUCUCUCUCUCUUCUUUCUAUUUAAUUGCCUUUUAUAUAUUGGUUUUAUUGCAGGAUUUCCACUUCAGAUUUGUAUUGAUUUGUUUUGUUUUCUUUUGCAGUGGAAUUUGUGUGCAGUAUUUUGUGUGUUUUCAUGCCAAUCUUGCUUUCUUUCUUUCUUUCUUUCUUUCUUUUUUUUUAAUGAUGAAGGUUACAGGGAUGCAUGCGAGUGCAUUACCAUAUCAUCCCCCGAUGUUUCGUUCGUGUGGAUAUUUUAAUGCUCACGGUUGAAUUAAAUCCCCCAGGCACAGAGUUAUAAACCUGUAAAUUGUGAGCAUCCCAAAUAUUACACCCCGUAUUCACGAUCACGCCAACAUCACCAACUAGAAACAUCCCUCAUAUGCAAAGGAUAAACCUGGUGCAAUUGUAGCUGUUCCCUUUUUUCUUUUUUCUUUUUUUUAAUAAAUAAAUAAAAAUAUAUUUUGUGGGAUGUAAACAAAAAUAUUGACACCGUCACUUUACCAAGGAGUUUUAAGGCUCUGAGGCCUUAACGUAGCAGUAACACAGUGUGUUUGUUAUGCAUAUUCUUUCUUUGCACAGACUUAAUGUCGUAAAAAAUUGAAGAGGAAUUUAUUUUCUUUAUCACUGACCCCCGGUCACUGCAGGGGUGAUUUUUUUUUUUUUUUUUUUUUUUUCUUUUUUUCUUUUUUUUCACUUUCUAUAUAGAUUUUGUUUCUGUUUGUUUGAAGCAAAAGCUAUGCUCUGUACUUGU